Camellia sinensis is the source of this 1675-nucleotide messenger RNA. Its product is annotated as E3 ubiquitin-protein ligase ATL6. NCBI's taxonomy places the organism in Eukaryota, Viridiplantae, Streptophyta, Magnoliopsida, Ericales, Theaceae. The record is from RefSeq and is a predicted model, not a curated record.
UCAAAACUCAAUUUACAAUUUUACACUUUAAUUAUAACUUUACACUCAAAUUAUAAUUUCAAAACUAAACCAAACAAACCCUAGAUCUAACAGGCCCAACCCGUUAGGAGAGUAAUAUUGAACUUGGGCACUAACCCGGCCCGGUGAGGACCCGCACCUAUUUUGCCGCCGAAGUGACAAAUUUCAAUCAUACGUAUGUCCAAAAACAUAUUACUCUAAGUUGGCCCCACCACCCCAAGAUAAUCAAUUGUAAGAAAACCAACGUUAAAAAUGUUUGCUUCAUUCACUAUCUACUCACAUCACCUGAUGAAAGAAAAUGACACCCUUGAGUUUCUUCCUCUCUUCUCACUCCAUCAUGGCCUCAGUUGGGUCUUCAUCCCCACCUCCACGCUUCUACUUUCUCCACCGUGCGCCACCGCACAGUCAUCGCCUCCGCCACCUUACCCCUUCGUCAACAGCAAUGCCGGAGUGAACCCAACAAUGGCCAUCAUACUCGUCUGCUUCAUCAGCGCCUUCUUUGUCAUGGGCUGCAUCUCCGUCUACAUCCGCUACUACGUCGAGCGCCGCAUCCUCGCACGAUUCGCCCUCAGCCCCGGAUGGCUCUCCCGAGUGGCGCGUGGGCUCGACUCGGAGAUACUCGAAACGUUUCCUACGUUCAUCUACUCCGAGGUCAAGGGUCUCAAGGUCGGCAACGCCUUGCUAGAAUGCGCCGUGUGCUUAAACGAGUUCGAAGACGACGAGACUCUCCGAUUACUCCCCAAAUGCUGCCACGUGUUCCACCCCGACUGUAUCGAUUCCUGGUUGUCCUCUCACAUCACUUGUCCCGUUAGCCGAGCCAACCUCGUCCCCAAACCCGGCGAAACUCGGCCUUUCACUCUCCCGAGUCAAGAUUCGGAUUCCGAGUCAGAGAUUCAGGAUUGUGAAAACUUGAAUUCCGAUGAUUUGAUCCCGACCAUUCAAUCUCUGGAGAUAGUCAACGUAAUUCAAACGCCGAUUAAUCGGAAUAGUACGCCGAGGAAGAAGCUUCGGAGGUCGAACACAACGGGUCACUCGGUGGUGAAACCGGGAGGGAAUUGCGAGAGGUUUACGCUAAGGUUACCGGAGGAGGUACGGAAUAGGUUGGUGAACUCGUCGAGGUUGACGACGACGAAGAGUUGCGUGGCCUUUCCGAGGUCGAGGAGUUCGAGGAAAGGGUACAGAAGUGGGAGUGAAAGGCGGCCAGACCGGUGGGGGUUUAUUGUGACGCCGCCGUUUUCUUCUAGGGCCCGUUCGAUCCGGUCGCGUGAGGAGUCGACGGCGACGACACCGAGGACUCUGUUGAAGAGCGUAACGUCGCCGUUAAAUAGGCUGUUUAAGAGGACGGAGAGUAGUAGGGAUAACGUUAACGAAGGGUAACGGUCGUUUGAUAGGCUAAGGUUGGGAGAUGAUCAAGUUUAGGCUUGAUAGGUAGAUACAUUUUUUUGUUUGUGUUUGCUCCUGCGACUGACUCUUUUGUUUUUAUUUUAUUUUAUUUUAUUUUAUUUUUAUUUUUGGUUUUUUAUGGAUAAAAUCCAUUUUCACACAAUCCACUGAAACUUUGUAGGCUUGAACGAAAUGUAAGCUUAUGUUUAAAUCCUCGCUUAUUUAUGAACUAGAGAUUCCUCGUGCCGGAAGACACUCACAAUAAUUUUUUUGA